This is a messenger RNA of Chelonoidis abingdonii (Abingdon island giant tortoise), 1747 nucleotides long. RefSeq names its product beta-2-microglobulin (gene B2M). The record is from RefSeq and is a predicted model, not a curated record. Gene Ontology annotation, biological process: immune response. Lineage: Eukaryota; Metazoa; Chordata; Testudines; Testudinidae. Gene Ontology annotation, cellular component: MHC class I protein complex.
GGGCGUGUUAGUCCGCGGAGCGUGAGAGCGGAGGAGCGCGUGUAGCUGGAGCCAUGGCGCCCGGUCUCGGUGUGGUGCUGCUGCUGGUACUGCUCGGCCUCGCUGGCCUGGAGGCGACCCAAAGUGCCCCCAAAGUACAUGUUUAUUCCCGCCACCCAGUGGAGAAUGGCAAGUCAAACGUCCUGAACUGCUAUGUGGAGGGGUUCCACCCGCCGAACAUUGAGAUCACCCUGCUGAAGAAUGGAGUUAAGAUGGAUGGCGUGGAAAUGUCUGACCUUUCCUUCAGUGACGACUGGACUUUCCAGCGCCUGGUGCAUGUCCCAUUCACACCUAAUGGGAAAGAUUCAUAUGAAUGCCAAGUGGUGCAUAGCACCCUUCCAAGUCCCAAGAAAGUUAGAUGGGACCCAGAUUAUUAACCUGCUUCUUAUAUGGUCUGAAGAGCUCUGCCUUGCAAUCCGAAAUCUGCUUAAACCCUAACCUGUUUUCCUCUGUGCUCUUCACCCACGCACUCAUGUUUGUAUUGGAGCUGAAUGCAUAGUUUUAAGAUGAUGCUAAAUAACUUGUUUGGGGGUGGUCUUCUGUAAUUAAUAACCUGUUAGUGUGAAAUGUUAGAUUUGAGCCUGGGGGCCCCCUGUGUAUGGCAGUGUGACAUUAGAGCUGGCUUCACACCAAAAUUCUCAAUGCUCUGCCUGGUUAGGUGGAGGGGGGGGAACCACUUGGGUAAUCUGGUGGUGGAUGUAUUAUAGAAUCAGGUCUUGUGCAGAGGUAAGCCAGUGUUGUAUUUGGCACUCUGGCAGAUGUGCUACUGCUAGUUUAAACUGGCAGUUGUAAAGUAAAUCCUAAACAUAUCUCAGGAUCUUUAAGACCCACGGAUCCUUCUUCUAAUCUUGACAUGCUGUGCUCAUGGUAUUGAGAGAGAGAGAGAGUGUGAACUGCAACUAUGGAAGAUUUGACUUUCCAGUAGCUCCAGAACAUAAGAGCUAUAACAAGGUCCCAGCACAACCUGUCUGUAGGCAGCACCAGUCCUUGCCAAGGAUGGGGGUAGAAUUGAGGGCUAUCGGCUUGAGUGCAACACAUAUUGCCAAGCCCUUUUAGGUGAGCAGUAGUAGAGCUUUCAAGAACAACUCUUGGCUACAGCAUUUCUUACUAUAAAUGCCAGUCAAUAAAAUUAUUGCCAGUUUAAAGCAAUAAAUCAGUGUGCAAGUCUGUUAAAUGUUUUUGGACAAUCUAUGUGGAUCUGUUUUACUAAUUAAAAGAGUGUAACACUUUGUAUGGUUCUUAAUUGUAUAUAAUGUUUUGUCUUAAAUACAUAAACCCUGUGGAAGUUGUGAUUUCUUAAGUUGGAGAGGACACUUCUCACCUUGCAUUGGGUACAGCAAGGCAUGCAAUAUAACCUGUCAAUGAACGAGUGUCCUUGCUGUAAGAGCAGCUGCUCAAUUUUUUCCCCUUUACUGAUAAAAGUAAAAGGAGGAGAUUGUGUUCCUGAUCCAUAUGAUUAUUGACUUCUCAGACUCGCCUUCAAGUCCUGCACAACUCUGCUCCCAACAAUCCUUUGCUUUCUCCUGACACACUUCCCCUUCUCCUCCUCUUUGCCUCUGUUGCCCCUUGUGACAGACAUAGCAAUUUCCUGCAAUACCCUUAGAAAAACUUCUUUGAAUUUCAUACAAUUGACUCCAAAUGUACUAAAUCCAAAUGUUCUGUAUUAUUGUGGACCUGGAUAAUCAAUAAACUAUAUUGAAUAUUGUGG